This is a messenger RNA of Molossus molossus (Pallas's mastiff bat), 3920 nucleotides long. RefSeq names its product syntaxin 6 (gene STX6). Gene Ontology annotation, molecular function: SNAP receptor activity. The transcript has 8 exons. Gene Ontology annotation, cellular component: membrane. Gene Ontology annotation, biological process: Golgi vesicle transport; intracellular protein transport. Bases 215 to 982 code for a protein of 255 amino acids. Lineage: Eukaryota; Metazoa; Chordata; Mammalia; Chiroptera; Molossidae. The record is from RefSeq and is a predicted model, not a curated record.
AGCAGUGGGGGCUGGCACUAGGUCUGGGAUUCGAUCUGUGGUCCCACCGGGUGCUGGACCAGCGGCGGUCCCGUGCACCCCGGCCUGCGCGCGCCCGGUGCUCUGGGUCACCCCAAUCCGAGGCGCCGGCGCUGCAGUAGGCGGGAGGAAGGAUCAGAGGGCGCGGGCGCCCUGUGCUCUGAGCAGGCAGGAGGCGGCCGGGGGCCGGGACGCCAUGUCCAUGGAGGACCCCUUCUUUGUGGUGAAAGGAGAGGUACAGAAAGCUGUCAACACUGCCCAGGGCUUGUUUCAGAGAUGGACAGAGCUCCUUCAGGACCCCGCCACGGCCACGAGGGAGGAAAUCGACUGGACCACCAACGAGCUGAGAAACAACCUCCGGAGCAUAGAGUGGGACCUGGAGGACCUUGACGAAACCAUCAGCAUAGUUGAAGCAAAUCCUAGAAAAUUCAAUCUCGAUGCAACCGAACUGAGUAUAAGAAAAUCCUUCAUCACAAGCACUCGGCAAGUUGUCCGGGACAUGAAGGAUCAGAUGUCAGCUUCAUCUGUGCAGGCAGUAGCUGAAAGAAAAAACAGACAGGCGCUGCUGGGAGACAGCGGCGGCCAGAAGUGGAGCACCGGAGCCCCCGACAAAUACGGGCGUCUGGACCGCGAGCUCCAGCUAGCCAACUCCCAUUUCAUCGAGGAGCAGCAGGCGCAGCAACAGCUGAUCGUGGAGCAGCAGGAUGAGCAGUUGGAGCUGGUCUCUGGCAGCAUCGGGGUGCUGAAGAACAUGUCCCAGCGCAUCGGAGGGGAGCUGGAGGAACAGGCCGUCAUGCUGGACGACUUCUCCCACGAGCUGGAGAGCACUCACUCUCGGCUGGACAACGUGAUGAAGAAACUUGCAAAAGUGUCUCACAUGACCAGUGAUCGGCGCCAGUGGUGCGCCAUCGCCGUCCUCUUCGCGGUCCUGCUGGUCGUGCUGCUCCUCUUCUUAGUGCUGUGACGCAGGGACCGGGGCACAGGCCGCCCACGCGGUGCCGGCUCGCCUGCCUCCUGAGAACACGGCCGCCGGACUUCUGGGACCGCGCCGGGAGGCAGCGCCUCCGCCCCGCGCUGGCGGGGCGCGUGGGAAGGGGACGUGCCCGCUGCACGCUCCUGGCUCCGCCUGUCCUGACGACAGCUCGCCCCUGCUCUGCCGCCCUGGACCUGUCCGCGCAGGGCCUCCCGGGGUCCCGGGAAUCCGCAGACUCGCCUCGUGUCCGCUGUCGCCAUGGCACCCCUCGGGGUCGUUCCUCCUGCUCCGACCCUCUCCCUGCUCCGACGGCGGUGCCGCCCGACCCGAAGGACCCUGGGCUGCUCCACUGCCCUCGUGGGAGCGUCCUGCAGCCCGAGAGCUGGCCCUAUGGGGACGGAGGCCCAGGAGCAGUUUGUGACAGAAACGCAUGGUUCUUUUUGCUGGGAGAAAAUUGCUCUCCCAGGCACCCCUUUCUGUGGUAAGAACGAGUGGGAACCGAUGAGAAGCCCUGGGCUUCGGGAGUGCUGGCGACCUGUCUGGAGUUGAAGGGAGGAAGGGCUUGGGGGUCACUGCCUGGCUGAACUCAGGUGGCUGGCCCGCAGCCUCCUCCCCAGCGGUGCAUCUUGCAUUUUCGGCUGCUGUGCGGCACCGUGAAUGGAUUUAGACCCUGCGGCUCCCUCUCCCUGGGCAGGACCGGGUUGGGAAGGGUUAGCACAUCGAUUACAUUUAGUCAGAAACUGGAAUGGCAAGAGCCUAGCUCUGCACCAGGCUGCUCUUGCCCUGUGAAUAAUGGCAAAAAGGGGUAGAUGAACUGGUUUGCUUUUCUCCCCCCAAGGUGACAACUUGAUUUUUAUCACCCACUCCAGUCACUGAGCCAAUCCAAAUUUAAGUAACACUCGCUCCCCUUGAGUUUGAGUUGCCGAGACACUAAACUUCAAGCUUCCGGCGACUCUGUAAAUGCUUCCGACAUGCACGUGUGUAUAGAUAGGGUGUUGUUACAGCCACCCCAGUGCCGACGCAGCAGCCGGACGGUCCGGGUCAGCCUGGCGGCCAGGCCGCGUCUCCCAUCCUCCUUUGCACGUGGAAAGCGCAGUGACCCCGGGGUGGAGUUUUAGGUUUGACUUCAUCGCCUCCUCUUUUGGGGCCCAUCCCUAACUUUUUCACUUUUUGUUCUUGUUCUGUCUGUAUUUCUUGGUUUUUAUUUUGUUUGGGGCUUUUAUUCCUUUUCCCUUUUUCUUUCUUUGGUGAUUUGCAAUGCUGUACUUGCCCAGCUAACUUUUGAAUAGCACUUUUUAAUAAAUGUUUGUAACAAUUUUUUAAAGAAGGGUAUUUUCUCAUGUGUAGGGUGGUGGUCGGUAAGGCAUCUGCAUGCUGAGCUCAUGUUCACACUCAGCCCCAUAUGAUAUAUAAACAAGUUCAUUUCUUUUCAAAAAAAGGUAAUUAUCACAAAGGGCUUCAGAGGUAGCGUACUAGAUUAUUUGUUGUACAAAGUUUGGAGACAUUCAAAUAGUCUUCUGUAAACUUGGAACAGGGAUGGUCCUUAGAUUUGCAUUCAAACGUACGAGUCUGUGCAAACUGCUAGGACGUGGGCCUUGUCUUAGUGCUCUCGGCCACACGAACACCCGAGUCUGGAUUCCCGGCUGCCCUGCGAGAGCCGUGCUGUCUGCUCUUACCAGAUCGCUGCGCCCAGGAACCGCGCGUGGCAGGAGGGCCUGUGGGAACACCCCUGACCUUUAACGAGUAGCUGCCCUGACUGCAGGGACCAAGCUGUGACCCCGAGGUGAAGUGCUCCACGUUUGGGUGUGUUCAGAAUCGGCUUGCUGACCUCACCCAUUGCGGGUGUCCGCUGAACAGUGGCUACUGGAGAGCAGACUCGGGCUGGAGCCGAACAGAGGGAAUGUUUACUGAGAAUAGGGGCACCGCGUACACUCCCGCUGCAGGGCCUCCGCUCUCCACAGCGUGAAGGCGCUGCUCUUCGACAGCCGGCCUCUUACUGGCUCCGAGCUGGCUCUGCCCAGCCAUCACCUCUGGCCCCAAUGGCUUGAUCUCGGGCCUGAGCCUGUGGUGCUGGGCAGGACAGUCACUACAGACAAGUGGUCAUCUGGAGGCCCUACGCCAGACUCCAAGCUGGCGAUCCGAGAGGACAAGCCAGGGCCGAGGUGAGGUGAGGCUCCUGCAGUCCUCACGCUUCGUCCCGCGCCCCUCUAGAGAGCUGGUAGAAGAGCCUGGAUAACAGAAAGAGCUGUUUGUUUAUGGGAAAAGCAUUUUACAAAUCAGCUGACUUGGGGGUAGAGUAGGGGUGAACCACUGGGGGAGUUUGCCAGAGUGGGAGCCCACCUGCAAAACCGGAUCCAUUAGUUUCCAGUCGAAUGUUCGAUCUGUCUGUGUGGACUAUGGACAGUCCCAGGGCCCCUGUGCCGCUCCGUGUGGCGGUGGUGUGUUACAUGAGCAUCUUCACGCCAGAGGGGGAGGAGCUUGGUAACCUGCCCAUUAUUCUCUGCUUUUAGCCAGAGUUAAACAGACUGAUGGGUCUGGGAGCCAACGACUUGGCAGCAUCCCUCCUUCUCACCUCGUAGAUGAAGGGCUGUGAAGAGAAACCCAAUCUAACUCCAACAGAAGUCUGUCUCUGUUAAGUGCGGUACCUUCUGCAUGGGAAGGUGGCAGAGCCAGGAUUUCUCCUGGUAAUUUUCCUGGCUGUCAAGUGAGACCGUUACCUUUCCAGAGAAUUCAUAGCAUUGGAAGAUCUAAAUACUAAAUGAUAGAUAUGAGUUGCUCUUCAGCUCUGUGGACUUUGAACUGUUCAGCUCUACCUUGUAAACUGCGGGACGAGUUGGUAAGCACCAAAUCCAGGCCGUCCGGAAGGCUGAGGUUCUAGCUGGAAUGCACCACCUGCAAUUCUCCCUCUGCUUCCUCCCCUGGCGUUUUG